AUGGUGUGGCUCCUAGAUCAAGAGUAUGACAGGGAUCACUGGGCUUUUCAUAUGACGGAGAGGAAAACGGAUCUUCACCCUUUGAAGAUUCGUUACCAUGGCACAGUGGAUAUGGCGUAUGACGAGAGGUACACGGAGUUCAUCCAGCCUACCGGUCUUCUCUCGUUCAUAUCGCUUGUAAGCCGUGGGGGGCCGAACAUGAACGCCGCGGCACUCACCGCCCUUGUCGACCGGUGGAGGCCGGAGACGCACACCUUCCACUUGAGGGCCGGCGAGAUGACCCCUACUCUUCAGGAUGUUUCCAUGAUACUUGGACUUCCUAUUAAGGGCGACCCACUGUGUAUGAACACAGCUUCUGAUGGGUGGCGCCAGCAGAUGGAGAACCUUAUUGGCAUGGCUCCUCCGCCGCCAGAAGAUCCAAAGGCGAGAGCUCCCGCCGGUGCAGCUUUCUCUUGGAUUAGGCUUAACUUUGGACAAUGCCCGCAAGGGGCCAACCAGGACACUCUCAGGACGUACACCCGCGUGUACUUAUGGUACAUGAUUUCGAGGACUCUCUUUGCUGACAGUGGUGGGAAGCUGGCCCAUUGGUGUUGGCUCAAGGCGCUUACGGUGUUGGAGCACCAGUGGAGUUGGGGAGCAGCGGCACUUGCCUACCUCUACCGGCAGGUGAUGAUUUGUUGUAUGUACUAUUCUUAUAUAGUAGUGUGCUAG
Molecule: messenger RNA, 711 nt
Organism: Lolium rigidum
Lineage: Eukaryota; Viridiplantae; Streptophyta; Magnoliopsida; Poales; Poaceae
Product: protein MAIN-LIKE 1-like
Exons: 1
Biological process (GO): meristem maintenance; meristem development
Source: RefSeq, a predicted model, not a curated record